AAAGCAUUAAUCCUCUGCAACGCACACAAGUAACUUCCAAAGAUGAGCGGGAGGAAUCCAGACAAUGAUGAAAGACUGAAAAUGCAGAUGAAAAAUGGCUUUAGCAGCAGCCCCAAGCACAAACCAGCUGAAUAUGAGAAACUCCAGGCCAUAAUGGAAGCCAUGCGUCGGGAAUCUAAUGAAAUUGGACAAAUGGUUCAAAGGAGCUCGUGUGCCGCCAAGGUAACCAAGGAGAAGACAAUCCUCCGCCAGCAUAGGCAGGUGUGGAGCUCCGAGUGCCUCAGGCUGCAGAACGCCGAGAGAAAGAUGGAGGACGACAUCCAGGACUUUCUGCAGCAAAUCAGGCCCAGCGACAGAACUGACACUGCCGUCUUCUCACUUCAAGAAUAUGAGCUGAGUCUGCGGAGGGAGAGGGAGGCCUUCAGAAGAGCCACAGUACUCCCUGUUCUUCAACUUCGAGAUGACCUACGCUUGAGACUAAGUGAAGGACUGGACCAGCCUCUCAGCGCUGAUGAGUCCAACUGGGAGCAAGUCAUACAGCAGAUAAACUUUGUCAAAGCGCAGCAGGCUGACAUCACCAGAAAACUCCACCAUGAGUACUGUGCGGUGGAGGCCGAAAUAACAGCUCUGGGCUUGGAGGAUACAUUGAGCAGGUCACCGGAUGAUGGAGUGAUGGAGGAUGUCCCCUGGGUGGUGGUGGAUGCAGACUGUCCAUACCCGGAGCUGAAAAUGUCCCUGAUUGAGGCCUUCCAUUCGCUGUCAGAGAUGUACAGAGAAAGACUGGAGAGCCUACAAGAGAAGCUGGAUCAGACUGACAGGUUCUGUAGCUGGAGUGAGGACAACCACCUGUUGUUCACUUUCAUAGUCUCACAGUACACUCAGGACAUCCCCAACUACAGGAGUCUGUGUAUGGACAUGCUCCAGAGAGUGUUCCCCUAUAGAUCAAGACGAGAACUGCUGGAGCAUGAGCGAAAGUGGAGCUGGCAGCACUUCACUCAGAACCAGAGGAGAGCAGUGACCCAGCAGUGGCACAGAUACCGGGAGGAGCUACUGGCCCGGGCCCUGGUCACCCUGCAGGAGGCCAAACACGCCCACCAGGAGGCGCUAGACAUCCACAGGGACAGACUGCAGCAGCGCGACAUCUGCGCUCAGCUCCACGCCAAGUUGCAGCAGUGGCGGGCUCGGCAGGAGGAGGUAGCCAGGCUGGAGGCUGCUAUAGCUGCCAGACAACGGGAGGUUGAGGAGCAGAGGGUGACGAAGGAGAAGGAGAGACGAGCUGUCAUGAGGACACACCAGAAACAACAAGUGAAAGAGUUUUACCUGAAGCAGCAGAGACAGAGAGAGGAAGUGGAGAGGAGGGAUCAGGAGCGACUUGCUAACCUCCAAGCCAUAAUGAAGGAACAGGCCAAAAGAGACAAAGAAAGGGUCCAAUUUCGGGCCGACAUGCUGCAGCGGCGCAGGGAAGAGAGAGAGGAAAGAGAGGCCGGAAAACAGAAAGAAGAAGAAGAGAAACACAAACGUUUAGAAGCUCUCCGAAGCCAGGUUGCUGUGGUGGCCGAGGCUGAUCCAGAGAGGGUAAUGUCGGACACAGAGUCCUGGAGGAAUCGACAUGAGAAUGGAAGUGAUUUUGAACUUCAACGACCUCUCUAUAGUAUCCACACAUACACCGACACACAGAUUGUGUCAGAUCCAAGAGUUCGGAUUGAGCAAGCGCUCCGACAGGCUGAUUUACACAACACGAUGUACGCCAGAGAGAUUCUAUCUACCAUCCCACCUCCCAAACCUCCAAGGAAAGACACACAAUCUGUAAUUAAACUUUGAUCCGUGUAAUGCAUUUAUAUUGAAUCAUAUUAUAUGUGCACAGUGUAACUUUUCUGGAGGGUUGUCCUCCAUUUGUUUUUUCCAUGACGAUGAAUGUUCCACAGUACUGCAUUAAAUAUACUGCUGUUAAAAAUACAGACGUUAAACCUAGUGGAGUUAAAUCUAUCUACAUUAACUACAAUUAUGUUUUAUUCUUCAAAAAUACCUUGAAUAACAUGCAUUCUUACUAUGAGUGCCACCUGCUUUUAUCCAUAGAGACAGCCAAGUUUCAUGCCAUACUGUGGAACAUUUUAGGCAAAAUUUUACUUUCAAAAUUUACUGCAGUUUAGUUUAACUUUUCCAUGUUUGUUUUUUUUUUUCGUAAAAUCUAAGGAAAAAAUUUAUGGGAAACUUACUUUUUGGAACCAAGUGCAGAAAAGUUACACAGUGCAACUUUAAACAUGUCUAAUGAGCAGUCUGUGCCUAUAUGUACCAAAACAUCUCCACAUGUGGAUAUAAGUAGAAACAGAAAGUCAAUAAUAGAUGAUGUAAUAUCACUGCUAUGGUAAAUAUUUGUAUCGAUUUGUGCGUACAGACCGUCAGUGGGUGAGUGAGAGCACAUACUUGGAUUUGUGCCAACUGUGCUGUACUUUAAUCACAUACCGUAUCUGACAGAAAAUACAUACCUGACAGCAUUCCAGCAAACAGGAAGUAAAAAGCUGUCAAACCAAGCAGACACAUGAUGUCCUCUCAUCUGUCUGUCAGGAACUUAUAUAAGAGGGUCUGUGUAAAUAGAGAUAAAUAGGACAUGGAAGUCAAAAUGUUGAUAAAGAUAUAAUUUAUACUUCAGAUGCACAACAUUAUUAAAAAAUAUUCUGAUCAACCUUUG
This is a messenger RNA of Periophthalmus magnuspinnatus, 2689 nucleotides long. Its product is annotated as coiled-coil domain-containing protein 148-like. The coding region runs from base 43 to 1821 and encodes 592 amino acids. The record is from RefSeq and is a predicted model, not a curated record. Lineage: Eukaryota; Metazoa; Chordata; Actinopteri; Gobiiformes; Gobiidae. The transcript has 14 exons.